AUACAAAGAGAUGACAUAUAUCGGACAUUGAAAACAGACACGAAGAUUACCUAUGUCGGCUUACACCAAGUUAACUUGAUUGAAAAUAUUACAUUUCUAUUUUCUGUUACUGAGGAUAUUCAAGUUCAAAACUGUGAAUGAUAACAGAUUUGGAAUAAAAAUAUGAAAGUAGCGCAACUAUUUAUUAUAAUCUUUGGAACGUUUCAAUUUAAUUUAUACAGCUGCAAUAAUGUCUUCACAAAAGAAUUUCAGAUAGAAAAGUUACAAAAAUGUGACGCAAGUACUUUAUUAAUGACUUUAUAUGGAGUACGCUCCAUGACAAAGUGUUUUGCAAAAUGUGCAAACGUGGCAGAAUGUGCAGGGGUGAACUAUGACAAGAGCGAUAAAAUCUGUGAACUUAUUCAUUUGAAUGAGAUCCAAUGCUCCAUGUUGGAGGACUCAGACUGGAAUCAUGGAUAUAUAAGAUAUAAUAAUCACUACAAUCGAGACUGUCAAACAUUGCAGGAAAAUGGUUAUGGUCAAAAUGGUGUUUACCUUAUACAACCAGACCCUCAGCAACCUGCAUUCAAUGUCUACUGUGACAUGCAAGAUGGUGGCUGGACAGUGAUUCAACGUCGUUAUGACGGAAGUGUCCCAUUUUACAGCAAAACAUGGAAUGAAUACAAAACUGGAUUUGGAGAUCCUAACAAUGAACAUUGGUUAGGAAACAAUAACAUUCAUGUCCUGACAACAUCAGCAUCAUAUGAAAUAAAGUUUGAUCUGAUGACACCAGACAACACAUGGUAUGACGCAACUUAUUCACAUUUUUCGAUACUGGAUGAAUCUAGCGAUUAUGAACUCUCUAUAGGGUCAUACACAGGUGGCACUGCUGGUGACAGUGUUUGGCCUAAUGGAGGAAUGGCAACGAAUGGAAAGAUACAUGGAAUGAAAUUCUCAACAACUGAUGUGGACAAUGAUUUAUAUGCAACAGAUUGUGUUAAUCAGUUCAAAGGUGGUGGAUGGUGGUAUGAAAGUUGUGCCUAUGCUCGUCUUAAUGGGAAAUACAGUCAUGAUGGUAUAUAUCAUUUUGAACAAGAUGGUAUCACCUGGUAUCACCUGACCUCAUCUGGUGGCCCAUCACUAAUGGCAACAACAAUGAAGUUACGCAGAUCUCCAUAAUGCUUAAAACAAUAAUUCUUAAUUUUUUGGUGUUUGACCUAUUUGAAUACCUUAUGACAAUUAAAAUGGAAUGACGACCUUUUUAAGAGGUAUAGAGUAGACAGACAUUAGCAUCUGUUUGAUAUACACAUCCUAAAUGCUUUGAAUCUUGUAUUUUUCUAAGAGACUAACACAUUUUCAAAGCACCUCUCAAUGUUAUCUUUAGUGAUUGUAUGUUGAUUUAUUAUGUGAUGCCUCAAAGAUUGGACUAACCAGUAAACACCAUUCAGACCUACUGCGAUGGGGAUACUUAUUGCAGAUCAGGGAUAAUCUAAGUUGCAAUGGGGAUUCUUAUUGCAGAUCAGGGAUAAUAUAAGUUGCAAUGGGGAUUCUUAUUGCAGAUCAGGGAUAAUAUAAGUUGCAAUGGGGAUUCUUACUGCAGAUCAGGGAUAAUAUAAGUUUAUGUAUGCCUGCAAACUUAUUAUUGUUUUAUAAUUUAACUUAUAAUUAUUUAUUGUUGGGAGAGGUUAAAUCCAUUACACUUUGUAAGUAAAAAAAAUCUAUUACAUUUUCUUAGUACAUGUAUAUAUUUUAAUAAUAAAAAGGGAG
Messenger RNA from Owenia fusiformis, 1746 nucleotides. Lineage: Eukaryota; Metazoa; Annelida; Polychaeta; Sabellida; Oweniidae. The record is from the annotation of a GenBank genome assembly.